UGCCACCCGCACCGGCACCGGCACCGACACCGGCACCGCCACCAGGACCGCAUCGCACCGCGCGGGUCGGCCUCAUGCCGGCGGCCCCCGCUCACGGCUGAGCGCUGCGCCCCUCCGGACCGGGCACGGCCACGGCCAGCACAGGACAGGCGCUGCUCCUCGCUAGCAGGACCCACCCCCGGCCGGCGCCAUGGCGGGAGCGUCCGUGAAGGUGGCAGUGCGCGUCCGGCCCUUCAACUCCCGGGAGAUGAGCCGGGAAUCCAAAUGCAUCAUCCAGAUGUCGGGGAGCACCACCACUAUCCUGAACCCAAAGCAGCCCAAAGAGACRCCAAAAAGCUUCAGCUUUGACUAUUCCUACUGGUCCCACACUACGCCUGCAGACAUCAACUAUGCAUCCCAGAAGCAAGUGUACCGYGACAUCGGCGAGGAGAUGCUGCAGCACGCCUUCGAGGGCUACAACGUCUGCAUCUUCGCCUACGGGCAGACAGGAGCUGGCAAAUCCUACACCAUGAUGGGCAAGCAGGAGAAGGACCAGCAAGGCAUCAUCCCACAGCUGUGCGAGGAUCUCUUCUCCCGCAUCAACGACACRACGAAUGACAACAUGUCCUAUUCCGUGGAGGUGAGCUACAUGGAAAUCUACUGCGAGCGCGUGAGGGACCUCCUGAACCCCAAGAACAAGGGCAACCUGCGGGUGAGGGAGCACCCCCUUAUGGGUCCGUAUGUUGAGGACCUUUCCAAGCUGGCUGUGACCUCCUACAAUGACAUCCAGGACCUUAUGGACUCUGGAAACAAAGCCCGCACAGUGGCUGCSACCAACAUGAACGAGACCAGCAGCCGCUCCCACGCCGUGUUCAACAUCAUCUUCACGCAGAAGCGGCACGACGCUGAGACAGACAUCACCACUGAGAAGGUCAGCAAGAUCAGCCUGGUGGACCUGGCCGGGAGCGAGCGCGCUGAUUCCACGGGCGCCAAGGGCACGAGGCUAAAGGAAGGAGCAAACAUCAACAAGUCCUUGACCACUCUGGGGAAGGUCAUCUCCGCCCUGGCUGAAAUGGAUUCGGGGCCAAACAAGAACAAAAAGAAGAAGAAGACGGAUUUCAUCCCAUACCGAGACUCGGUGCUGACCUGGCUGCUACGGGAGAACCUGGGAGGCAACUCCAGAACCGCCAUGGUUGCUGCUCUCAGUCCUGCUGACAUCAACUACGAUGAGACCCUCAGCACCCUCAGGUACGCCGACCGYGCCAAGCAGAUCCGCUGCAACGCUGUCAUCAACGAGGACCCCAACAACAAACUCAUCCGGGAGCUCAAGGACGAGGUGGCGCGGCUGCGGGACCUGCUCUACGCCCAGGGCCUSGGGGACAUCAUUGACAUGACCAACGCCAUCGCCGGGAUCAGCCCCUCUUCCUCCCUCUCUGCCCUGUCCAGCCGUGCUGCCUCGGUUGCCAGCCUCCACGAGCGCAUCAUGUUCGCUCCUGGCAGCGAGGAGGCCAUCGAGAGGCUCAAGGAGACUGAGAAGAUCAUUGCAGAGCUGAACGAGACAUGGGAGGAGAAACUGCGACGGACGGAAGCGAUACGGAUGGAGAGGGAAGCGUUGCUGGCUGAAAUGGGGGUGGCCAUGAGGGAGGAUGGAGGCACCUUGGGUGUUUUUUCACCUAAAAAGACACCGCACCUGGUCAACCUGAACGAGGACCCGCUCAUGUCUGAGUGUCUUCUCUACUACAUCAAGGAUGGGAUAACGAGGGUUGGCCGGGAAGAUGCUGAGAAGAGGCAGGACAUCGUUCUCAGCGGGCACUUCAUUAAAGAGGAGCACUGCCUGUUCCGCAGCGACACCAAAACUGGUGAAGUGAUAGUGACCCUGGAGCCCUGUGAAGGCGCUGACACCUACGUGAACGGCAAAAAGGUGACGGAGCCCAGCAUCCUGCGCUCAGGGAACCGCAUCAUCAUGGGCAAGAGCCACGUGUUCCGCUUCAACCACCCCGAGCAGGCUCGGCAGGAGCGGGAGCGGACCCCGUGCGCUGAGACCCCCGCCGAGCCCGUGGACUGGGCCUUUGCUCAGAGGGAGCUGCUGGAGAAGCAAGGCAUCGACAUGAAACAGGAGAUGGAGCAGCGGCUCCAGGAACUGGAGGACCAGUACCGGAAGGAGCGGGAAGAGGCCAAUUACCUUCUGGAGCAGCAGAGGCUGGACUACGAGAGCAAACUGGAGGCUUUGCAGAAGCAGAUGGACUCCAGGUACUACCCUGAGGCAAAUGAGGAGGAGGAAGAACCUGAGGAUGAAGUGCAGUGGACGGAGCGGGAAUUCGAGCUCGCUCUCUGGGCCUUCAGGAAGUGGAAGUGGUACCAGUUCACCUCCCUCCGUGACCUGCUCUGGGGCAAUGCCAUCUUCCUCAAGGAAGCCAAUGCCAUCAGCGUGGAGCUGAAAAAGAAGGUCCAGUUCCAGUUUGUGCUCCUCACGGACACGCUGUACUCGCCUCUCCCUCCCGACCUGCUGCCUCCCGAUGCUGCCAAGGACCGGGAGAAGCGGCCRUUCCCCCGGACCAUUGUGGCUGUGGAGGUGCAGGACCAGAAGAACGGGGCAACCCAUUACUGGACCCUGGAGAAGCUGAGGCAGCGCCUGGACCUGAUGCGUGAGAUGUAYGACCGAGCAGCAGAAGUGCCUUCCAGUGUCAUUGAGGACUGUGACAAUGUGGUGACUGGUGGAGAUCCUUUCUACGACCGCUUUCCCUGGUUCAGGCUGGUCGGCAGGGCCUUUGUCUACCUGAGCAACCUCCUGUACCCCGUGCCCCUGGUGCACCGCGUGGCCAUYGUCAGCGAGAAGGGCGAGGUGAAGGGCUUCCUGCGUGUGGCUGUCCAGGCCAUCUCAGCGGAUGAAGAAGCCCCUGACUAUGGCUCUGGUGUGCGGCAGUCAGGAACCGCCAAGAUCUCCUUUGACGACCAGCACUUUGAGAAGUUCCAGUCGGAGUCGUGCCCGGCUGUGGGGAUGUCUCGCUCGGGGACCUCUCAGGAGGAGCUGCGCAUCGUCGAAGGUCAGGGGCAGGUCAGCGACGUGGGGCCCUCYGCCGAUGAGGUCAACAACAACACCUGCGCAGUGACCCCAGAGGACCUUCUUCUGGACAGCCCGGAGAAGCCUGCACMAGAAGGGCCGCUGGAGGUGGCUUUGGACCACCUGAGGCUGGGCAGCAUCUUCACUUUCCGCGUGACAGUCCUGCAAGCCUCCAGCAUCUCCGCAGAAUACGCGGACAUCUUCUGCCAGUUCAACUUCAUCCAUCGCCACGAUGAGGCCUUUUCAACAGAGCCCUUGAAGAACACAGGACGAGGGCCACCACUGGGCUUCUAUCAUGUCCAAAAUAUCGCUGUGGAGGUGACGAAAUCCUUCAUCGAAUACAUCAAGAGCCAGCCGAUUGUGUUUGAGGUGUUUGGCCAUUACCAGCAGCACCCCUUCCCACCUCUCUGCAAGGAUGUCCUGAGCCCGCUGAGGCCAUCCCGACGCCAUUUCCCCCGUGUGAUGCCACUCUCCAAACCAGUGCCUGCGACAAAGCUGAGCACCAUGACUCGGCCCAGUGCUGGCCCCUGCCAGUGCAAGUAUGACCUGAUGGUCUUCUUCGAGAUCUGUGAGCUGGAGGCCAAUGGCGACUACAUCCCUGCCGUUGUGGACCACCGUGGAGGCAUGCCAUGCCAUGGGACUUUCCUCCUUCAUCAGGGCAUCCAGAGGAGAAUCACUGUCACCUUGGUCCAUGAAACGGGAAGCCUCAUCCACUGGAAGGAAGUACGGGAGCUGGUUGUGGGUCGAAUCCGGAACACUCCAGAAGCAGAUGAGUCACUCAUCGACCCCAACAUCUUGUCCCUGAACAUCCUGUCCUCUGGGUACAUCCACCCCUCCCAGGAUGACCGGUGCGUGAUGCUUUAUUUUGCUCUUCCUGUGCUGUGGUGAGGGAUGGAGGGGGGUGAGUAGCAGCUUUUCUCUCCCCUGGAAGGCUCUUGUCCCUUCUGCUGAUCCACUGCUGCCUUGAGGCAGGGUUUUUCUGAACCUGCACAGGCUCUUGGGUUAUAAGGCCACCUAAACCCCUUCCUUCUCCUCCCCAGGGCCUUGCUUUGCUGGGGAGGGCACUACAGGGAAUUUGUGUGUGGGUCCUGCUCUCUGGUGCUGGCUGUGAUGGCGUGGCACAGGGAGGCAGUUGGUGCCGGUGCCAGGAGCAUGUCCCAACUCCGUGGCUAGAGGGGACGUGCCACAAAGGGCUAUUGGUCCUGUGUCCUAGCAAAAUUGCUGGAAAGGCCAGUUGGCACCCAUGGCAGAUCCCUAUCUGUGUGCAAUGCAGGAAAGCCAU
Malurus melanocephalus (red-backed fairy wren) is the source of this 4322-nucleotide messenger RNA. It is a transcript of the gene KIF1A, whose product is annotated as kinesin family member 1A. Lineage: Eukaryota; Metazoa; Chordata; Aves; Passeriformes; Maluridae. Gene Ontology annotation, molecular function: ATP binding; microtubule motor activity; microtubule binding. Bases 191 to 3928 code for a protein of 1245 amino acids. The transcript has 36 exons. The record is from RefSeq and is a predicted model, not a curated record. Gene Ontology annotation, biological process: microtubule-based movement.